AUGCUAACUCUUGCAUCAGUCUUUCUUUUUUCUUUCUUCUGGCUGACUUUCUUAUUUUCGCGCAUUAAUUCCUAUUCUUUUUGCUUUCUUUCUUUCCUUUUUUCUUUCUUUCUUCCUUUCUUUCUCCCUAUCUUUCUAACCUAUUCGUACUUAUCACCGUCUUUAUUUCUUAUAAAAAUAAUUCUUACUUUCAUUUCUUUCUUUGUCUUUCUUUCUUUUUUUUUUCUUUCUUUCUUUCUUUCUUUCUUUCUUUCUUUCUCGGAGGCAUCUUUCAUUUCUGUUUUUCAUUUUCUUUCUACUUUAUCACUCUGUGUUGAUCUAUCUAUCUAUCUAUCUAUCUAUCUAUCUAUCUAUCUAUCUAUCUAUCCCAAUCGGUUCAAAUAUCUAUCUAUCUAUCUAUCUAUCUAUCUAUCUAUCUAUCUAUCUAUCUAUCUAUCUAUCUAUCUCAAUCGGUUCAAAUGUAUGUCUAUCUAUCUAUCUAUCUAUCUAUCUAUCUAUCUAUCUAUCUAUCUAUCUAUCUAUCUCAAUUGGUUCAAAUGUCUAUCUAUCUAUCUAUCUAUCUAUCUAUCUCAAUCGGUUCAAAUGUCUAUCUAUCUAUCUAUCUAUCUAUCUAUCUAUCUAUCUAUCUAUCUAUCUCAAUCGGUUCAAAUGUCUAUCUAUCUAUCUAUCUAUCUAUCUAUCUAUCUAUCUAUCUAUCUAUCUAUCAACCUCACGGACUCACUCUUUCUAUAUAUAUACAUUCAUGUUUAUAAAAUAUAUACUUAG
Molecule: messenger RNA, 765 nt
Organism: Acanthosepion pharaonis
Lineage: Eukaryota; Metazoa; Mollusca; Cephalopoda; Sepiida; Sepiidae
Source: the annotation of a GenBank genome assembly